This is a messenger RNA of Plenodomus lingam JN3, 1224 nucleotides long. RefSeq lists its product as uncharacterized. NCBI's taxonomy places the organism in Eukaryota, Fungi, Ascomycota, Dothideomycetes, Pleosporales, Leptosphaeriaceae. Gene Ontology annotation, cellular component: actin cortical patch. The record is from RefSeq and is a predicted model, not a curated record. Gene Ontology annotation, molecular function: phosphatidate phosphatase activity.
AUGCCGCCUGAACCUGCAACUGCCCUGGCCGGCCGUGCCAGGCAGCGCGUCCAAGAAACCGAAGAAGAUAGAAUCACCCGAACGUAUGCAAACUUUCCAGACUUUGAAAAAGACAUGCCUAAACUCGCAAACCGCUUCUCCUUUUCGAUCAAGGACAACCUGUCCUCCUACCUGGGUCGCAGGAACCCCUUCUACCAGGAUGUCAACCCAGACACAGACUAUGUCUGGCUCUUCGACACCACCGCCUACCAAAACCGGCUUGGACGGUGGAAGGCCGAGUUCGUUGCCGCCUACUUUGUGCAAAACAGUGGCAAGGACUUGUCCGAGGUAGUAGCAUGGGUCAGCGAUAAGAUUGGCCUGGCCGACGACGAGGAAGCCAAGAAGACCAUUGCGAAGAGGAUUCAGCCACUCCUCGACUCCAUCCUGCCAGCUCAUGCCGUCGAGAUCGACCUGCAAGGCGUCACCACACGCCUCGGUCCCAGCGGUCGCGAUGGCAUCAGCGCCGACGAACUCGCCAUUCCAGGAAACGGCUACAAAGACGGCCAAGUCAUCACCUCCAAAGCCAUCAACGCCGACGCCACCCCCCUCAACAUCACCUUUGCCAAGCCCAAAGGCUGGGCCAUCCUCAGCGACAUCGACGACACCAUCAAGAAGACGCUCACCUCGUCCCCCACCGGCAUCCUCACCACCACCUUUGCCGAAGAACCCGAGCCCAUCGCCGGCAUGCCCGACCUCUACCGCCACCUCGUCCAGAAACUAGACAACCCACCCUUUUGGUACCUCUCGGCCUCCCCCUACAAUCUCUACCCUUUUCUCCGCUCCUUCCGCGACACCUACUACCCACCCGGCACCAUGAUCCUCCGCGACGCCAGCUGGAUGAACCUCGCCGGCUUCCUCGCAAACCUCACCCAGGGCACAGAAGCCUACAAGCUCGACCGCAUCGACAAGCUCCACGCCUGGUUUCCCAAGCGCAAAUUCAUCCUCAUUGGCGACUCCACCCAGUCAGACCCAGAAGCCUAUGCCGCCGCCUAUCGCAAACACGAGGCCUGGAUUGCUGCCAUUUUCAUCCGCAAGGUUGUGGGUGUCGCGGAGAUGGAUGAGGGGACGAAGAAUGCAGGGGAGAGGUUUGUACAGGCGUUUCGUGGUGUGCCUCGGUCGGUUUGGUAUGUUUUUGAGGACCCGGCGGAGCUGUAUGAGAAGGUUGAGGCGUUGGUUGCGGCGUAG